AUGUCUGUGUCCAUGAUGCCGCUGAAGGCUUUCCACCCGGGCGCACUGAAGAGCAGCCCGGCCCGCGGGCUGUACCCGGGCCCCAUGCCCCCUCACGCCUUCAUGGAUUUCUUCCCUCGGCCUCACAACCUGCUGCAUCCUCUCAAGUCGCUCGGCCGCCUUGUCUCAGACGCGUCUUUCCACUUUAGUGCGCAGGCUGUGAACGGGAGCGCGCCUUUCACACACGCACCCCUGCUGCACGAGCACAUGCUGAGCCCCUACGUGAGCCACAUGGUCCAGGGACACGCACUCUAUCCCAAACCCGAGGAGAUGGCCGCGGUGGUGACCGAACACGCUGCUGGACCUCUGUCCUCCCCAGAGUUCAAACACAGUCCGUCCAGCAGGUCCUCCUCCACGGCGUCCUGUGCCGCGGCCUCCCCGCUCAAAGAGCGAAGGAGCGCGGACAGGAGCUCAGAAAAAAGAACCUAUAACUUCAGUCAGGACGAUCUGUUCACGGUGCUGUACGGCUACUCUACCAGCAAGGACUGCGGCGUGGGACACGCCAUCUCAGGGGUGUCUCUGAUGGACAGCUCGGUGCCUGAAGUUCUUCCUUUGGACAAAGAUUCACUGGAUCUGCCAGAAGGGCUCUCCAUUCUACAAGUGUCCUGGACGAGCGUGACGCACUGUGGAGUGUUCGCGGAUAAAAACGUCCCCAAAGGCGCGCGCUUCGGCCCUUUCCAGGGGAAAGUGGUCAACACCAGCGAGAUCAAAACCUACGACGACAACACUUUGAUGUGGGAGGUGUUCGAGAACGGCCGCCUCAGUCACUUCGUGGACGGACGCGGCGGUUGUGGGAACUGGAUGUCUUUGGUAAAGUGCGCGCGCUUCCCGGAGGAGCAGAACCUCACGGCGGUGCAGGUCCAGGGCCAGAUCUUCUACGAAGCCUGUAAGGAGAUCCGAGCCGGCCAGGAGCUGCUGGUCUGGUACGGGGACUGUUACAUGCAGUUUCUGGGCAUCCCUCUCACACUGAAAGACAGCAGAGACGACCACUCCUCUAUUCUUCCCGCUGAAGAUACUGGCGAGGGCUUCAAAUGUGACCGGUGUGGAAAAGUAUUCGCCUAUAAGUAUUACAGAGACAAGCACCUGAAGUACACCCGCUGCGUGGAUCAGGGAGACAGAAAGUUCCCCUGUCAUCUCUGCAACAGAUCCUUCGAGAAGAGGGACCGGCUCCGAAUCCACAUCCUCCACGUUCACGAGAAACACAGGCCGCACAAGUGCUCUGUUUGUGGAAAGAGUUUUUCCCAGUCCUCAAGUCUCAACAAACACAUGCGCGUGCACUCCGGAGAAAGGCCCUAUAAAUGCGUCUACUGUAAUAAGGCCUUCACCGCCUCCAGCAUCCUGCGCACGCACAUCCGCCAGCACUCGGGAGAGCGGCCGUUCAAGUGUAAGCACUGCGGGAAGGCCUUCGCUUCUCACGCCGCUCACGACAGCCACGUGCGCCGCACCCACGCCCGGGAGAAGGCCUUUCCCUGCGACACCUGCGGGGCCUCCUUCCAGGACCAGCCCGAGCUCCAGUUACACAUGCAGGGCCACAAAAAAAGACAGCUUUUGGAGCAGACAGUGAUUCUUCCGCCAUCACCGCAGGAAACUUCAAACUUGCAGAAAAGCAGCAGCCCUAACUUCAGCUACACAGGACUUGCCGUUAUCAGCCCAGAAUACCGGCCUUGGAACUGA
Knipowitschia caucasica is the source of this 1713-nucleotide messenger RNA. Lineage: Eukaryota; Metazoa; Chordata; Actinopteri; Gobiiformes; Gobiidae. The record is from the annotation of a GenBank genome assembly.